Messenger RNA from Westerdykella ornata, 894 nucleotides. Its product is annotated as snare-like protein. Lineage: Eukaryota; Fungi; Ascomycota; Dothideomycetes; Pleosporales; Sporormiaceae. The coding region runs from base 148 to 747 and encodes 199 amino acids. The transcript has 6 exons. Gene Ontology annotation, biological process: intra-Golgi vesicle-mediated transport; retrograde vesicle-mediated transport, Golgi to endoplasmic reticulum; intracellular protein transport. The record is from RefSeq and is a predicted model, not a curated record. Gene Ontology annotation, cellular component: COPI vesicle coat.
UCUCAAUCCCCGGGGCCCCUCAUAGCUUCCACAUUACCGUUCCGCGACGCGCAGGAGCGGCUAUCAAGACCUGAGUUUCUUCUGAACGCUGCGAACUGUACAGCCUUCGUUUCCGGUUCUCGAAUUCCCCUAAUUGUGACCGCGACAAUGUCCCGACCUCUCUCUCUUUUCAGCGUCUCCGCGAUCCUCAUUCUUGCAAUCGAUGAUGGAUCGCGAAUUCUUACCAAGUACUACUCGAAUCCGCACCCUCCUGCCGGUAAUCCCAGCGAGUACCCCGGUCAGAUAGCAUACAAAACGGUGAAGGACCAAAAGGCAUUCGAGAAGGGGCUGCUAGAGAAAACCGCAAAACAAACAACGGACAUCAUCCUGUAUGAUCAGAAGGUGAUUGUAUUCAAGAUGGAAUCGGACGUUAUGCUCUAUGUUGUGGGCGGUCCUGAAGAGAAUGAAGUCUUGCUAUACAGUGUUGUUCUGGCAUUACGGGACUCCCUCAACAUCUUGUUGAAGAACUCUGUCGACAAGCGCACAGUCAUUGAGAACUACGACCUUGUGUCCCUUGCUGUGGACGAGCUCGUUGACGACGGCAUCAUCCUGGAAACGGACCCUGUCGUUGUUGCCUCGCGAGUUAGCCGGCCGCCAGCGCAGGACAUGACUUCCAUGAAGAACAUCGACCUUUCGGAACAGGGCUUCCUGAACGCGUGGGAGUUCGGAAAGAGGCACUUGGCGGAGCGGAUACGCCAAGGGCUGUGAUCCUGUUGUUGAAAGCGUUCUAUGGCGUUUGGAGUUGGGGUAAAGUGACUUCAGCAUGCAUCUUGGACCUCGGCAUUGUGGAAGUGGACAGUGGAUAUACCUUAGACAGCCGAAGCCUACAAGUCAUGAGCACGAUUGCCGGUCCCU